This is a messenger RNA of Stylophora pistillata, 696 nucleotides long. Its product is annotated as neurexin-4. The record is from RefSeq and is a predicted model, not a curated record. NCBI's taxonomy places the organism in Eukaryota, Metazoa, Cnidaria, Anthozoa, Scleractinia, Pocilloporidae.
AGUCUGUUAGUUGUCAUUACGUCAUUAUUGGUGCGGAAAGGAAGCUGAAACCUUCAUUUCAACCUUAAAAAAGGUUGAAAUGGCGUCUUUGUAUAAAUUUGACCGAGAGACGCCGUUAAUCGUCUCUGUUUUUGUCAUUUUGUCCGGAAUCGUGUUCGCCUUUUGUGGAGGCUGCACAGCGGACGAGUGUCGCAUCAUCCUGUUUGAGGAACCGAUAGCAAAUAGGGCGAUUAAGGGGCAUGUGAUAAGGAGUAGUGAGGUCCUUAGUGAGGGGAGCUGUCGCACAAUGUGUUAUAUGGAGCCAAACUGUGUCUCAAUAAAUGUGAAACCUUUAGACGGAGGAAAGUACAACUGUGAGUUGAAUAACGCCACGGUUGAUAAAAGUGAACUAACCUUCUUUGAAGAAGUGGAUGCUUACUACCUGGCGAUUAAGGUAAAUGCUUCACUUAAACUUAAAGUUUUGUUUGGAAUCAGAAGAAUUUAAAGUCGUACACUUGCUCUUCGCUUUACAAAUUUAGACAAGCAUUUUUAUUUGUUGCUUCUUCGUCCCCACCUUGAUCUGAAUCUGGCCUCACACCUACACUUCUUGUUCGAUGUUGUACAUUAAUAAGAGUUUUUGUUCUUUUGGGAGGAAACCCAACCUUAUACAUGUAUAAGCCUGGCCAUUAGCAUUAUUGUAAUUCAACGUGGUUUAUC